Molecule: messenger RNA, 873 nt
Organism: Oldenlandia corymbosa var. corymbosa
Lineage: Eukaryota; Viridiplantae; Streptophyta; Magnoliopsida; Gentianales; Rubiaceae
Source: the annotation of a GenBank genome assembly
AUGUUAGAGAAAGAAUGGGUAGGAGCUCAGGAGGAAGAUAAGGCCAGUUCAUCAAGUCGGCUCCUGAAGUUAGCAGCCCUGGCAACUGCUGCCAUAGUUAUCGCUUCCUGGGUGCCGGAGCUUUCAAUCCUGGCCGCCGGAAUAAUUGUCUCAGCUUGGGCAGCUUCAAAGUGUUUUGGAUCUGCCGGCGCCACGUCCACCUCCGAUGAUGUUAGUGAUUUGACGGCACCUGAAAGGCCCGGCGUAAUCAUGAACCGGGCCGAUCUCAACUUCAACAAUACUAGUAGUGAGAAGAAUGCAGAGUCUUUCAGUUUAGAAUCAGGCCGGGCUGACCGAGCAGUGAUAUUAAAAGAGAUUCGCCCCGUCAGAUGGGUUUCGCCGCGGACGGGAUGGGUGAAGCUCAAUUCCGACGGAUCUUUUGUCCCCGGCCGAGGAGGUACCGCGGGAGGUCUCGUUCGUGACGAGCGCGGGCUUUGGCUAGGUGGUUUUGUUAUGAAUAUCGGCGCGUGUGCCGUCAGCUCCACCGAGGCCGAGUUGCGGGGUUUGUUUGAAGGAUUAAACAUGACGUGGAACUUGGGGUUUCGAAACGUGAUUGCUGAAGUGGAUCUCGAAAGCGUCAUAAAUUUGGUAACGAAUAAUCAUCAAAGGAAACCUGGAGGAGGAGCACUUGAGGAAAUGAUAGAGGCUAUUCGAGAGUUGAGUAAGAGACCCUGGAAAUUGGAGUUACUGCCAAUUUCUAGGAAGGCUAAUUCCGCAGCGGAUUAUUUGGCGUCGCUAGCAACGGACUACCAACAAGGAAGGGUGGUGAAGUUGUAUAAGUUUCCACCGGGAGUUUUACCCUUCCUUUUACGAGAUAUUGCUGGGCUUCCAUAA